This is a messenger RNA of Stereum hirsutum FP-91666 SS1, 1281 nucleotides long. RefSeq lists its product as uncharacterized. The record is from RefSeq and is a predicted model, not a curated record. The transcript is spliced from 2 exons. The coding region runs from base 1 to 1281 and encodes 426 amino acids. NCBI's taxonomy places the organism in Eukaryota, Fungi, Basidiomycota, Agaricomycetes, Russulales, Stereaceae.
AUGGGUUACCUGCAGCUCUCGUUUCCCGGAUUUUUCUGGCCCUUCACGCUUGCCACCCCGUCGAAAGACAUCACGAUUGACCUUACGCUCGCAUACCCCCCUGCUCCCCCAGCACCCUGUAAACCUAAGCCUAAUGCCCGUCCGGCCACCCUCCCAGCCGAACUUAUCCUCAGUAUAGUCGAACUCGCAUCCAUCACCCCGACCUAUGAACCCGACACGUCUCUCCUCCUCGCUUGCUCCCUUGUCUGUAAAUCAUGGUCUACUCCAGCCCAGACCCUCCUCUUCCGCAACAUCGAUCUCCGUUCGCAACGCUCGUCCAACACAUUCCGUGCUGCUGUCGAUCCAGGUACCGAACGUGGUCGUGCCCUCGCUUCGUGUGUACGGAGUCUCCGAGCAACCAUCGAUCCCUCCCAGCCCUUCCGUCUCCUUCCUCGUUCCUUCGCCCUGGCCACAACAAUGUGCCCCAACCUCAAAGGGAUCGACCUCACGCUCUACGGCCCACCCACUCCCCACGCCGCCUCCCAAAAUACACACGGCUCCCCUCUCAGUUUCUCCCGCCAGAAGAACCCAACGCCGACGUUCGAUGAGAAGACGCUCUCCAUCCUCCGUUCCGCAUCGUGCACCAUCACUUCUCUUCGUUUUACAAACUGGUCCACCAACUUCUCCGCUCUCCCUCAGCUCAUCUCUGCCUGGCCCAGCCUCCAAAACCUCUCGCUUCGUGGCUACCCACCUCAGCUUGUCGCCGAAGAGCCAUGUGCGCUAAAGCUCUCCAGUCUCAGUCUCAACUUCCCGCCUGCUCCGAGUUAUGAGUUCCUCGACUGGCUGCUCCACGAUACCGAGAAGGCUGAGAGUCUCCGGUCGUUGCACGUCUCGUUUAGCGAUUCCGCUGCGCUCGAGCACAUCCUCACCGCGCACGGUUCGAAGCUGCAGUCCCUUUCGCUUCCGACGUUGAGGGCUUCGGAGGCCACGGUCCUGGCGAAGGAAUGCCCCGCGUUGGAGAGCUUGAGCAUCGAACGGUCUGCGGCCUUCAGGCCUAGGAAGGACGUCGCUUUGAAGGACAUCGCUCUGGGUGUGGAUGGGAAUACCUCAUUGGGGCCGUUGGUGGCGAGUCUGGGAGAGGAUGGCCCGCGGAGCGUGGUGUUGAUGCUAUGGAAGGGAGGUGAGAAGCAUCCUUUGCUUCCUGAGUUGAAGAGGAGGUGUGCGGAGCUCGGAGUGAGCUGUAGAAUUGUCAGGAAUGCGGAGGUAUUCAGGGCCGUUGUGGUGAGCAUUUCUCUGCUCUGA